UUGUUGUCGAUGAUUAGACAUCAACAUUUAACUGGUGUAUAUAUACAUACAUGCCUACUAACCACAUAUAUAUAUGUGUAUUUAUAUAGUCACAUAAAUGCAUUAUUAAGCUAAACGAAAAUGGAUCAGCGAUAGCCGUGCAAAAAAUAAAUAGCUUUUACCAUUUAUUUGUGUGUUGCACGUAUAAAGUGGUGUUUAUAGAUUUAUAUAUAUAUACACACCCACCCAAAACAGUUUUGGAAUUGUUGCAAUUAUGUCAUGUCGACUAAAUGGACAGUAUAAUAUUUCAUAUUAACUAAAAAAAAAACAAGCCGACAGACAACGAUAAGGUGGGAAAGAAAAAGGAGAGAGAAAGCAGAGUUUGUGAAAGCCUCCAGCCAUGAGUGGUUUAAAGAACCGAGAAAUUGUGGAGGAAGAUUUAGUUAAGUUACUGCAACAUUUCAUUCAUACUUCACACCGAGCUAACAGCAAAGAUGAUGCUAAGGGUCUCCUCUACACGGACGACUGUGAAAGACUGUUUAAUAAAGAUUAUGCCUAUACUGUGAUCCCCAACUUGAAUGGAGAGUUGUGUUGCCAUUACCCUUACAAGGUGUUCGUGUUGGAAUAUGAGAAGCAGAUGGUCAGCAAUAAAGAAUUGUCCAAUGGCCAAGACUCAGAUGUAUAUGAGAACUUAUUGGAUAUCGGGAAGCUGAAACAGUUCUUUUGGGCGGCACGAUCAGCCAGAUGUCGAGGUCGCUUUGUGGUGCCAGUCAUUCUUUUUGAAGGCAAACAAAUCUGUCGAUCCGGUACCCUAUCCACUGGGAUGGAAAUGUUUGGAAGAGUCGGAAUCGACUUCUUCUUGAGUUCAGAUUCUUCAGCCACAGCUUCUAACAUAUCAAAUUUGGAACAAGGCAAAGAUGGACAGAGUGAGUGGCCCAGCCAUGACAAAAUCCGAGGACAUGACAUCAAGCUGCUGAAAUAUCUCAAAAUAAAUUAUAUCUGUGAUCUAAUGGUGGAGAAGAAGAAAGUGAAAUACUACAUGCGGGUGGCCUCUUCCGAGAAAGUUGACAAGGAAAGUCGCUAUUCUGAUUUCUGUCUUUUGUCUCUUCCUUAUCCUGGCUGUGAAUUUUUUAAGGAAUGGAAGGAACACGCUUAUUGUGGACAGGAAGUGAAAUAUGACUGGAACCAACCCUCCAUUGACGCUGCUUUAGAUAUUCCAAACGAACUCUAUUCUUUAACUGAUGUUCACUGGGAGUUCUAUAAGGACUGGGAUCUACUUUUGUUGACCAAGAACUAUUUUAAACUGCUCAUAUCACUUAUAAGAGAAGGGUCUUCAGGAAUCUUGGUCCAUUGUAUCUCUGGAUGGGAUCGAACCCCUCUCUAUAUUUCCUUACUUCGUCUUUCAUUGUGGGCUGAUGGUGCCAUACAUCAGUCCCUUAAGCCAGAAGAGAUUCUCUACCUCACCAUAGCAUAUGACUGGUAUCUGUUUGGGCACUGUUUACCUGACAGGAUCGAUAAAGGAGAAGAGAUUUUUCGAUUUUGCUUCCAUUUUUUGAAAUUUAUAACUUCUGAUGAUUUCUCUGUUUAUUCUGGUGGAAGUAAACGGAAAAGUAACAAUACAUCGAGGCCAUCGUCUCAAGCAUUUCCUGAAGAUAUGAAGGCUGACUUUUUGGAUUCGGUGUUUCAUAAUAACGAAGGGAAUGCAGAGAAGGAACCGGAGAAAGAACUAGAGAAGGAAUUGGUUGUAGAAAUAUCUGAAUUUCCACAGGAAAACAAGAAUGAAAAUAGUGCAGGUAAUAAAGAGAAUGGCGAAGUGACAGUAACAGAUUCCAAUUUGCUCCCUGGUUCAUAUUCUUCAUCUUCCAUGUCUACAAGUCCAUCUGGAGCUCAGAUCUUCCUUUCAGAGGAUACCCAGAGUGCCGCGUACAUUCAUCAUAAGGUGCCUAAUACUACCGAUAACACUGCUACUGCCACGAGUACCUCUUUGACAGCUGAAAAACUACAUUGCCAACAACUACAGCGAAAGCUCGCUCAGUGUGGUCUCAGUUCUUUGGGUUCAGGAGAUUCCGGUUCAUCAAUGAGUGCCGCCAGGAACAUCGACAUCGCAAACGAGAAAACUGCUCCACCCGCCUCUUCUCCCAAUCACCUGGGCUCCGUGAAACAUUACACACCUGGAUGGUUUUCUUCACCUGCACAUUCAGCGCAUAUAUCAUCUCCUGCAACUCUAACGCAUUCUCUAUCUGAAGAGAACGUCCCCUCUCGGUCCAGCCGGUUGGCCUGUGUCCGAAAUAUGUUCUUCCAUGCCUACAGCAUCGCAGAGUCUUCCAGUGCGGCCAACCCCUCCUCCAUGUUAGAUUCACUCACCGAGGGCUUCAGGUGGGGUUCUGUAAAAUCUGACGACAUGUGAUGCGGCGGCGGCAGCAGCAGGAGUGUCCGGUGGGGCUGGGAUGGUUGGUGGGGGGUGAAGACGAGGAGCAGGGACAAGCAUAAGAAUUACGGUACCUCACACACCCCCUACAACUCUCUCACUCCCCUCCACCCACCUAGGCCUGCAUCUACAUCGCUCUGUAAAUAACUAUCCACCCACCCACCCAACUACCCAUUAAUUUACAUUUCUUUGCAUCAUCAACAACAACAACAACAGCAGCAACAUUAAGCUGUUAGGGGUGGAUGCAGUAAAUAAAUAACAACAGUCAAAUACCCGGGUAUCAAACAUAGUCAACCACAUCUUCCUCUACAUAUCAUAGAAAUCGUUUUUGUAAUUAAGACAGUGGAAUGGUAGAAGUGGUAGACUCCUGGACUUUAUUCCUUUCUAGAUUUAGUUACUGCCUCCAUCUCAGUUCUGAGUUCAUAUCCCAUCACAGGCAACUUAGCCUUUCUUUCUUUCCUUCUCCUCCUCCACCCUCAUCAUCAUUUAACCAUUUGGCGUUUAAACCAGCCAUAUUGGGCCCAAAUAUUCUUACUGUUUUAUGUUCAAACUGGCCAGAUAUGACCUCUCACACCUACCCUGCAAUGUUAUUCUAAAAAUCAUACAAUCACAUUAUUGAAGUCUCAAAAUUGUGCUGUUUUAACUCAAAACGAUAUGAAUUACAUUUGACAGAAUAAUUUGAAUGCUAAAGGUCCAAUAUACGUUUUUCAUGCUGGCAUGGGUUGGCAUAAAUUUUUGUCUUUCAACAAUGAUGACAAGCAAAUCUCUGACUUUUGAACAUGUAGACGUUGCUGUUGUUGUUACUACAGUCCUAAACCUGCCCUGCCCCACCCUUACAUUGUGGUUAUCCUCAUACUAUUAUGGCCCUUUCUUACCACCAUCCAUAUCCAGAAUAUAGUGGGGUCACCAUCAAAUGCCUUCAUCUUUGGCCCUCAUUGCUUCAAGUAAAUUCUGCCUUGACACAUCACUCUCUCUAUAAUCACCCCAUUGUCCCACUACAUUCAUUCUAUUCCAUCCUAACAUUCCUUAAUUCCAUUGUCCCUUUUCAUUCCAUUCCAUCACCCUCCUCCAUUCUAUUGCAUUCAUUUCAUCUCAUCGUCCCUUAACCCUAUUGUAUCCUUUCAUUCCAUUCCAUCUCCCCCCUUGUCCAACUACAUUCAUUCCACCUCAUCUUUUCAUCCCUAUUCCCACUGUGCCCCCUCUCAUUCCAUUCCAUCACUCCUUGUCCUAUUGUGUUCAUCUCAUCACCCCAUUUGUCCUUUGUAACCAUCCCACCACCCAUUGUCCUAUUGUGUCCGUCCCAUCAUCCCUUGUCCUAUUAUCUCCAUCCCAUCACCCCUUGUCCUGUUGUAUCCAUUCCAUCACCCCCUUGCCUUAUUGUGUCCAUCUCAUUCUAUCUGUCCAUCCAUUCAUUCAGCCCUCUCACAUCCUGCUCCCAUCAUCUCCCACCCUUAAUAAACUGCCCUUGUUUGCUCAUUUAUUUAUUUACAAUAUUUUCCCUUACCCAAACAAACUCAAGGUUUUACUCAACCUUUCCAAGACCCCCCCCCCUUCCUUCUGCCCACUGCUAUAACUUGGGCUGCCACCACCUUUUGGGGGGAACAAGGCUACUAUUGCAGGGAGGGUACACUAUCUUUUAUUUAUUAUUACUAUAACUGGGUUUGUGCCCAGAAGAACAAUCACCCCUGUGGCCCUACCCAUGCUACACCACUGCUUGUCCCCCCCUCUGCAUAAUCAACCAUCUUUUUCUCCAUUGUGUUCCCUUCUCUUUCUCUCUCCCCUAUAUUUAUUGUUUGCCUUGGUUUGUCUCCUCGCCCCCACGCCCUGUAAUAAUAAUAAUAAUAAUAAUAAUAAUGAUAGUAAUGAAAGAGGAGGAGGAGGCAGAAGAAAAACAAAGAAACAAAAAUGUUAUAUCGAUGGAGUCUGGGACCAUGGAACCAAGGAACCAUUUUUAUGUCAUCCAUAAACAUUGUAUUAAAUAAUGCCUUGAAUAAAAUAAAAUUGAAAUAAAAAAAAAGAAAAAGAAAUUAUUAUUAUGAAACUGUUAAAUAA
Messenger RNA from Octopus bimaculoides (California two-spot octopus), 4459 nucleotides. RefSeq names its product phosphatidylinositol-3,5-bisphosphate 3-phosphatase MTMR14. The record is from RefSeq and is a predicted model, not a curated record. Gene Ontology annotation, molecular function: phosphatidylinositol-3-phosphate phosphatase activity. Gene Ontology annotation, biological process: dephosphorylation. Lineage: Eukaryota; Metazoa; Mollusca; Cephalopoda; Octopoda; Octopodidae.